UGUGUUUUUUUGCUCAUAAAAAAGUCACUUUAAACUUAAAAAUUUUAAUUCCAUUUUUUUCUUUGAAUUGUCCUAAACUCCCCAGAAUGUGCCCAUCACAAUAAAAGCAGAGAACUUUCUCCCCACCUCGUCCAGAAACUUGGUUACAUCGUAGACUUUGUUGUGGAUGAUGAUCCAGGUGGACUUGAAGGAGUUCUGGGCUUCGAUCUCAGACAGUCUGAAGUAUUUCACCCCAUCGGGGCUUUUCUCCUCUUUCUCACCCAUCUCUGUCGGUCCGUCGGUUUGGAGGCCAAGAGGAGCAGGAGGAGCUACUCGGCCUGAGGGAGGUUAUGUAAUCCCGGCGAGAGACUCCGGACCGUGACUCCGCACAAACACUCCGACAUUUAACCCACAGACUCGCCUCCAACUUGCAGCGAUCCCAAGUUAUUCACGUCCAAGUUCAGCCAGGAUGAGUAGAUCCGGCUCCAAGUCCCUCUUCUUCCUGGGUCUCCCUGAUCUGGACCAGCUGGUCUGCGUCAGGCUGAGUCAGAGUCCUGAUGAAGAGGAGGAGCUCAGGUCCAAUCAGAUCAGGAUCUGCAGAGAGCUGGUGCUGCUUCACUCAGACAUUCUGGCCUGUCCUGCUCUGGACUCCAUCUCUGACAUCACAGCCGUCACGACUUUCCAGUUCCUUCAGAGCGACUUCCUGCAGGCCUUUGUGUUCAGGAACCGUCUGCAGCCGGGCUGUCCUCAGAGAGUCUAUCCAGGGGACGUCCAGUCCGCGCUGUCCUACUCCCUGAUCGCUCGCUUGGCUCCCAGCUGGAACAAAGCUGGACUCUACCUCAUCGCUGGAGAAGACUUCCUGAUGGAGAGGGGGAGGCUCAGCGCUGUCAGCAUGGAGCUCAGCACCAGCGAGGGCCGACUGUGCCUCAGCAUCGAAGCAGGAGCGGUGCGAAUGCCGCCGCCCACGCUGGAGGACUUUCAGCUUCCAGCUGCGGUGCUCAGGAGGUUCUGCUGGGACCCUGAAGCCGUCCUGAAUCCGUCCUCUACAGGUGGACCCACCUGGUGUCACGUCCUGCCCAGCAUGAAGAAAGGUCAGAUCAUCACCAUCAGCCGCCAGCUGCCCAGAGACGGACCCUUCAGAACCUACAGGGACCUGCAGAACCACUGGAACCGCCUGUACGGCUACAGGCUUCCUCAGCUGCAGGAGGAGGAGGUGGUUUACUGCAGCGUCUACUUCAGGCCUGUGGGAGAAAGACUCUUCACAUACCCCCUGAGCUGCAUCCGCCUGCUUCCCGUGCAGCAAUGUCCCCACGUCGACCUGCAGGUGGCGCUGAGUCACUUCCUCUCUGAUAUCAGAGAGCGGCUGCAGACCGUGUGUGGCUUUCCAGCCCGUCUGACCAGUAAACCCAGUUACCACACAGUCAGCCUGAACACCGCCGCCUCCAUCCAGGUCCUGAGUGGGGAGCAGCUCAACCUGACCGCCUCCAUCUCCCUCAGCUCCGUCGUCACUCGUUUCCCAGCCGCUCCUCUCUCCCAGCCCGUCAUCUCCUGCUCCUCCAGACAGGACCCGCCGCCGUGGAUCUCCUUCUCCCAGGGGGGCGGCGCCCUGAAUGCACAGAGGCCUUUAUCUCAGCCAUCUAACAGUCAGAACCUCUUCGGCUCCGUUUCCUCCUUCUUUCAGCACUUCCAGCCGGCCUCCUCCCUCCCCUCCCUACCGCCUCCCGCCCCGCUGAACCCCACGCCUAAACUGGUCCCCAUCUUCAGGAACAAGGACGCCUCCCGCCACGUCAAUGUCGUCCAGCUGCGCGCCCAGAAGCAGGAGCAGCUGAGCGGACGGAAGGAGGAGAAGCGAAGGAUCACCCUGCCUGUUCCUCUGGAGCCUGCCGCCAACGCAGUGUCCUUUUCUCCUUCCCUCUCGGCUCUAUCCGUCCCUCUGACUCCUCUGAUCGUCCCCCGUUUCCGUCCUAAAACCCAGAGGAGUAUCCCGUCUGAGCCAUCGUAUCCGCCCACGAUCACCCGGAUCACCAGCCUCAGUCCGGUGUCCAGGAUCAAACCGGCCAUCAUCGUCCCAUCACUGAUCAAACAUAAAGCCAAGAAAUCUGAGAGCGUCGUCCCUGAAGGCGACACCGUGUCCGACUCGAGGAGGAUAACGGAGCAGAAGGUCGGAUCUAAGAGCUGCGUCCCAAAAUCCAUCGUUAAAGCCAACAGGGCGGCCGGUCCUGAAACAGAACCGGACCAGCGCCCUCUGAUGCCCGCAGGCUCCUCCAGCAAGGCAAGGAAAAAGAAGGUGGCCUUUGGGCUGAAGGAGGAGAAGAUGAAGGCUUCAGUGGACGAUGUGGAGAAAAUGAACCAAAGCAACCAGCUGUCCAAGCUGAGCUCCUCCACUCUGCUGCUGUGGCUCAAACGGAGAGGAGUCCAGGUCUCUGCCAAACACAGGAAGGACGAGCUGAUCCGGACGGUGAUGAGCUGCCUGGCUGAGGCCUGAACCGACGAGAGCGUCUGAUUGGUUCUACUGGAACGUUCCGCCUUCAUCCACUGGCUGAGGCCUGAACCGACCAGAGCGUCUGAUUGGUUCUACCGGAACGUUCCACCUUCAUCCACUGGCUGAGGCCUGAACCGACCAGAACGUCUCCUCCUCAGAGCGUCUGAUUGGUUCUACCGGAACGUUCCGCCUUCAUCCACUGGCUGAGGCCUGAACCGACCAGAACGUCUCCUCCUCAGAGCGUGUGAUUGGUUCUACCGGAAUGUUCCGCCUUCAUCCACUGGCUGAGGCCUGAACCGACCAGAGCGUCUGAUUGGUUCUACCGGAACGUUCCGCCUUCAUCCACUGGCUGAGGCCUGAACCGACCAGAACGUCUCCUCCUCAGAGCGUCUGAUUGGUUCUACCGGAACGUUCCGCCUUCAUCCACUGGCUGAGGCCUGAACCGACCAGAACGUCUCCUCCUCAGAGCGUCUGAUUGGUUCUACCGGAACGUUCCGCCUUCAUCCACUGGCUGAGGCCUGAACCGACCAGAACGUCUCCUCCUCAGAGCGUGUGAUUGGUUCUACCGGAAUGUUCCGCCUUCAUCCACUGGCUGAGGCCUGAACCAACCAGAACGCCUCCUCCUCAGAACGUCUGAUUGGUUCUACCGGAACGUUCCGCCUUCAUCCACUGGCUGAGGCCUGAACCGACCAGAACGUCUCCUCCUCAGAGCGUGUGAUUGGUUCUACCGGAACGUUCCGCCUUCAUCCACUGGCUGAGGCCUGAACCGACCAGAACGUCUCCUCCUCAGAGCGUCUGAUUGGUUCUACCGGAACGUUCCGCCUCCAUCCACUGGCUGAGGCCUGAACCGACCAGAACGUCUCCUCCUCAGAGCGUCUGAUUGGUUCUACCGGAACGUUCCGCCUUCAUCCACUGGCUGAGGCCUGAGCCGACCAGAACGUCUCCUCCUC
Molecule: messenger RNA, 3411 nt
Organism: Cyprinodon tularosa
Lineage: Eukaryota; Metazoa; Chordata; Actinopteri; Cyprinodontiformes; Cyprinodontidae
Exons: 14
Coding region: 449-2464 (671 amino acids)
Source: RefSeq, a predicted model, not a curated record